Molecule: messenger RNA, 3302 nt
Organism: Gracilinanus agilis (Agile Gracile Mouse Opossum)
Lineage: Eukaryota; Metazoa; Chordata; Mammalia; Didelphimorphia; Didelphidae
Gene: GHDC
Product: GH3 domain containing
Exons: 9
Coding region: 82-1704 (540 amino acids)
Cellular component (GO): cytoplasm
Molecular function (GO): acid-amino acid ligase activity
Source: RefSeq, a predicted model, not a curated record
UUCAACUCCUUGUCCGGAAGAAAAAUAUUGUUUCCGGAAGAAACCCGGAAGGACCCUUAGAAACUGGGUUUUAAGGAGGAGAUGCUGCUGCUGCUGUUGUUGCUGCUCUUGCUGCUGCUGCCCCUGACCUUGCUGUGGAUGGGGAAGGCCUGGGGCUCUACACUCCAGCAUGGUCUGGCCUUAAGAGCCCUGCGAUGGGCAGCAGCCUGGCAGCAGUGGCAGCUGGAGAAGAGCACAAGGCAGGCCCAUCGAAGUCAAGAGCGGGUGCUGCAUCAGUGCCUCCAGGGGCCCCGGACCACUGCCUACCGGCUGGGGGAAUUGCCAGUCACAGACUUGAACAGUUUCCGGAACCAGUUCCCUCUGGUUUGGCCCCGCCUGGACACCCACAUCGAGACAGGGGAGCCAGAGGAGGGCUUGGCAGUGCUCCAGAAUCCUCAGGCCAGCUCUGCAUCCUGGGAUUCUUCCUUCCAGGUCACAUUGCUGAGUUUCAAUUCCCUGAAACAGUUAUAUCCAGGGGCACUCGCCCCGGGAGGCACUGCCCGUUUGACCCUCUCUUCCCCCUGGCCUAGCUCCCUCCCCUGGCCCCUGAAGCCCCUGACCUGGGCUUGUCCACCUGGGACAGGAGCAGGGGACCUUCGGACACUGCUUCUGGCAGCUCUUGGAAGCAGGAGGCUGCAGGUGCUGGAGGCUGGGACGGCAACCGAGUUGCUGGAUGUCUUCUCCUGCCUUGGGGCAGAUUGGAAGGAGCUGGUGGAGGCAGUGUCUGCUGGCAUGCCUGGCUUCUUGCCCCCUUCCCCUACCCGGGCAGCAGAGCUGAAAACCGAACUGGAGCAGGGACCCCAGGGAUUGGCUCGAAGGCUCUGGCCCCAGCUGCAGGUGGUGGUGAUGAAGGACGCAGGGGGGCAAGACGUGGCCAAGGCUGCCUUGGGAGCCACCUGGUGCCAAGGGUUGCCUUUCUUCUCACCUGCUUAUGUAGCUGCUGGAGGUGUGAUUGGAUUGAACCUAGGCCUGAAGCAGCUAAACCCAGGAUACCUUUUACUCCCAGGACCUCCCUUCGUGGAACUGCUCCCAGCCUGGGAAAAGGUCCAAGAGGAGGGCCCUGCCACCCUCCUACUAGGGGAGGCCCUGCAAGGGAAAGAAUACGAGCUGGUGCUGACCAAUGAUGCCAGCCUCACCAGGUGCCCCCUGGGGGAUGUGGUUCAAGUCAUUGGUUUCUACAAUCAGUGUCCUGUAGUCAGAUUUGUCAGAAGAUUGGGUCAGUCCCUCAAUGUCCGAGGCGAGGGCAUCUCUGAAGAUGUGUUCUCUGAGGUGCUGCUACGUGCUGUGGGCCUGUGGCCCGGGGCCAAGCUGCUGGAUUACUGCUGUGCAGAGAGUGGCAUUCUGGGCUCCUCCUCUGAUGGCUCAGCUCCCCACUACGAAGUGUUUGUAGAACUGAAAGGGGUUAGGGGCUUGUCUGAGGACCAUCGACACAAGCUUGAUCACUGCCUCCAGGAAGCCUCUCCCAUCUACAAGUCUCUCCGUUUUCGAGGCAGUAUUGGACCUGCCCAAGUCCACUUGGUGGGCCAAGGGGGUUUUAGUGCCCUCCGGGCUCUCCUUUCCUCCUCUCCCUCAUUGAUGCCCUUUUCCUCCUUUCCCCCAGAGAUGCCCAGGAUCCUGAGACAUAGAAAACUGAUCCAAUUUCUGCUGAGGAAGGUGGUGUCUUGAGUGUCUUCAGUUCCCCACCUCCAUCACAGAGUGCCUCUCUCUCCUAUGUCUCUGUGGAAACCCAUAAGUCCAGGGGGCUCUCUGAGUCUAGAGAUUAUCCUCGUUUCUUAAUGCUCUCUUGGAGUGGGAAGAAAAUCUCACUUGGGAACCCUUUGGGCCAGUUUUCCUGUUUUCUACUCAGGCUAAAUUAUGCUAAUUUUAGUGGCUGGGCAGUGAAAAACUGGUAGUGGAGGGAGGCAAAAUUACUGGAGGAGUGGGCACCAGGAGGGAAGGAACAUAAUUCUUCUUCUUUCCCCCUAUAGAAUAGGUAUGGGUAUGGGCAAGAGUCUUGUCCUUUCUGUUCUCAUUCAUAAACACUGAUUUGAUAUUUAAACAUAGAGACUAGGAGAGGUAGAGAUACUAAGCCUGUGAUUUCAACAAUAAUAAUAUCCUCCUGGAUGAGGAAACUAUCCAUACAGGUCAGCACCUUCUCUGCAUCUAGGAGAGCCCUGGCUAGGUUAGGACUUGCCCAGGGUCACAUGGCCAAUAUGUAUUUAGGCAGAACUUGAACUCAGAUCUUCCUGAAUCCAAGACCUACUGUAUUAUGCCACACUGUUUAGCCAUCUGUAACAGAUAUGGCAUAAAAUCAGAGAUUAGGGAGAGGGAUGGUGAGGCAUUUCCCCUUAGAAUGCGUCUAACAAGCAAGGGGCCUCUAAGCUAGAAAGGCACCACUCUUUCUUCCCCAUCCUUCACCUUCAUUCCCUUUACCACAGUUUGGUAGCAGCCCCCUUCUUGGCUAGCCAGUCCCCAUUUCCCCAGAGACUAUUCCUAUACUGGCCAGAUAAGGGGUAUCUUGUUGGAAUUGGGAGAAAGGGCUGUCAGGGAUGGUAUAUCUGGGCCCUGCUGCAAAUGCAAAGUUCUCUAGAAUGUCAGAAUUAGAAGAAAACAUCCACACUAAUGCUCCCAUUUUAGAGAAGAAACAGACCCAGAGAGGUUAAGUGAUUUGCCAAAGGUCACACAGCUAGUUUGUGGACUAGCCAAGAGCAAAACUCUGUUCUCCAUUCUGCCAAUGCAUUCUUUUUUUUUAAUAUAAUAUUUUCCCUAUUACACAUAAUAGUUUUUCACAUUUCUUCAAAAUUUGGAGUUCUAAUUUCUCUCCCUCCUUCCCCUUCCCUGGGAUGGUAAGCAACUUGAUCUAGGUUAUAUGUAUGUGAUCAUGCAAAAUAUAUCUUCACACUGGUCAUGCUGUGGAAGAAGACUCAUAUAAAACAACCACCACACACACACACACACACACACACACACACACACACACACAAUAAAGUGAAACGAGAUGCUUUGGUCUGCCUUCAGACUCCAUCAGUUCUUUCUCUAGAGGUGAAUAAUAUUUCUCAUGAGUCGUUUGGUAUUGUCUUAGAUCAUAGAAACACAUAAUUCUUUCUUUCCGUUCCACUAUAUUGUUAUUCCUUGGUAUUAGGGUAGAAAUGGCAAGGUGGAGCAUGGGGGUCAGUAAUUCUCAAAAGUCAUAGGAAACCUAACCAGUCCUCGAGCCUAGGGACAGGAAACAGUUGCUUAUGCCUUCACAGAAAUCUGUGUCACAAUAAACUUGUGUAGACCUA